GAACCUGUACAAACACACUGUCUCCUUUUUUGGCAUUUGAAAGUUAAUCUGCAAAUACACAUAAUCAUCUGAAAUCUCCAGUUUUAAUUGGAUUUUUUUUUUUUUCAGUUAAUGCAUGUGUCUGCUGAAGCCCAUGUGAAUUUUCAAGCUCAAAGGCUGCGCUCCCAAAUUUUAGCUGGUAAAGUGUCUGGAUGCUGACGGGAUCAGUUCCAUGAUGGGUGGGGAUGCUGUGGAAGAGCUCAGCCAUGGAUGUGGCUGCUCCAGUCCCUCUGGGCUCCCCCAGAACAGCAAGGCAGGAACAGAGUUUGUGCCCCUGUUUUAACAUUGGUUCAUGGGGUUAAAAUGCACAAGCAGGUAAUGAAUAUCCAUAUUUCAGGCUCUUAAAUCCCAUUUCGUUUCCUAGAAAUGGACAGAAGCCCCAUCCAAGCAAUCCCGUGCUGGCUCUAAAUACUCUGUGUCCUGUCUUAACUGGGACUUAUUGUCCCAGCUCUGAUAAAGUUGCCUCUCCAGAGCUGGAGAUAAUUCCUCUGACGUCUCCUCGUUUUCCGCUUCCCUCUCUUUUCUGAUCUCUUUCCAUAAAGAUCAGUCCACAACCCACCCCCCCCACUUCCUUGUGAUAAAGAUUUCACUUAUUAAUUUGGGAAUCUGGUAUCCAAGAAAGUGAAAGGGGAAAUAAAUUUAGCUUUCUUAAAAUCAGAGGGUUUUAUUUAAAAUCUCUAAUGCUAUUUUGAAAUAGUUCGUUCUUCCCAGCCUGCCUCCAGCAGGGGACAAAUCCCUUAAAUUCUCAUCUCCUCCAUCACACUGAGAUUCCUUCAGGUUGAGUUUCCAGACCUCUGUUUGUUGCAAGAAAAAUGCUGGAAAAAUGCAAAGCAUUGUUUGCUCUUGUACACUGAGAUUUUUUUGUUUAUUUUUACAAGGAGGAAUGUUUGGUGUGCCUAUGUGUGAGUCAGGGGAAAGGGGAUGAAACACCAGUAACUGGAGGGUUUGAGGGGGACAGUGUGGGAUCCUGGGCUGUGAUUUGGGUUUUUUGGUUGUUGGUGCCUCUUCCAGGGGCGCUGGGGAAGCGAGGUCCCCAUGAAUCACUGCAGGCUCACAGUGCCUCUGAAUCACGGCGUGUGUCAUGUUUUUGGUGACCCAUUUUUCUUUCCCUGUCCUAGCUCAGCCACGUGUUUUCUCCCCUUGGCUGGCAGCAGAAGGACCAGAAAGGAGAAGGGCAGAAGGCUCGGACAAAACCCAGUGGUUUGAAGCUCGAUUUUCACUGACAGGAUCCCACUUUUCCCUGGGGAAAGUUUUUUCUUCCUUUGCUUUAACUUGAACCUGCCAGGGGUCGAUAAAUCUUCAGUGCCAAGAGAUGGACAGCUGUUUAAGCUUCAUCAGGGUAUUGAGGCUGAUACAUAAAGUCACUGAGUGUGAUGUUGGCAGGAGCCAGUGUGCUGGACCAAAUCCUGGAGCUAAACCCACUCCCUCGGGUGAAGGAUGCAGCCCCAGGCACUUCCCUCCAAAUUCUAAAUUCUAAAAUCCUUGUCUCCCACCCUACAAGGGUGUGAUGACCUACAUUAAGUCACCAUGUAAUGACUUAAUUAAACAGUGUAUGAACUGCUUAAACAUUCAGGAUGUAAGCAUGAGGUAACAAAUGUGUGAACAGAAUCCGGUUUAAGUUUCAUAUUACCACCUGUCCAUUCUAGAAUAAAAUUCUAGCAGUUCAAAAUUAUUCAUGUGCAAAUUCUGCCAUGCCAAGGCAUUAGUAAACUUCAACCUCACAGUUCAGUUUGUUCAGACCAACAGCUUGGACGGGUCCCCUGCAGCAAAGUGGGCAUUCAGCUGCAGGUUGAGGUGCUGGUGUUUGGGAAUGUUUGGGAGGCAAGGCUUUGGGAAUGCCCCCUGGCAUCAGCAGGAGCUGGUGCUGCAGCAGCACCAGAAGCCUCCUUCCAUCCUGCCAAGGAGCUGAGUGCUCAUUUCCAAACUCCUCUUAUUUUGAGCAACCCGUGGCUCUCCGUGAAGUCACUCGUUUGCCGCCCGACGCGCGCCGGGCGCUCCUCGGCCCCGCGCCGUCCCCUCCUCCCUGUUUUGGAACCUGCCCUGUGUUUUCUGGUGGCUACCAGCGUAAGCCAGAAUGUGCCCAUUCCACAAAGGAAACUCUGGCCUGUGCAGGGUGAUUCUCUGCUGUGUUUACCUGCGUUUCCUUCGCCACGUCAGAGAUCUUGACGGUGCAGUUUCGCUCUGACUCACUCUCUGCUUACUGCUGUGGAAAGGCAUUGACUCUGCACUUACUACAACCCUUGCUUCAUGAAUGAAUAAAGCACCUUUUCCUAAAGAGUGUCCGGGGGAUGUGGGUGUACUUCUAAACCUUUAGGAAACAGCUUUCAUGUUUGCCAAGAAGAUUUCAGGAAGGAAAAUGUGUUACUCAAAAGCCAUCCGUGCACUUUUACCCACCUCCCACAAGCUUCUGAGAGUGGCGGGUUCACAGGAAACAGCAGGGCAGCAGAAUGCUGUUUCUUCACUAAAACAGAGGCCUUUGGGCAAAUACUUUCCCCCACAGCGUGGCACGAGGGCAGAUUUGUCCUGGGGAUCAUCCUGGGCACCCUGCACUGGGUGAGGCUGCACUGGUGGGGCUGGGGGUUGGAAAUCCUCAGGGUCCCGUCCUCUGGAGCAGGGUGGCACCUCACCCUGCUUAUUAAAGGGGCUUUUCUUAUGUGGGCAAGUUUUUAGGUGGCAAAUUUUUGCUUUUUUUUUUGCCUUCUUGGUCUCUGUCAUUGCUCUUGGGCAGAGGGACAUUGUGUGUUGUGUAACACCAUCCCUGGAGGUGUCUCACCAUCCCUGGAGGCCUUUAAGGAGUGACUGGACAUGGCACUCAGUGCUCUGAUUUGUUUGACAAGGGCAUGACGUUGGAUAUUUCACAUCUGGAGACCUGCUUUCUACCACCCUUGUCGGAAUUUGCGACGUGACUCACGCCGACCUCGGCAGAGAAACCCACGGGGAUCUCAGCACUGGAGUGAGGAGCGUGUGCUCUGAGCGAGCAGGGAGGAUGGACGAGGUUGUCUCAGGUAAGUUAAGAGUGUAAAAGUAUUCCAAAAAACCCCCCUGAAUCUACAAUCCAUUCACCAAAUAUCACAUGCACUGCCUUUAUUUUUUUGGGCUUUCUACAGAAACAACUUUGAGCAACUCCUCCCUUGGGCAGCUCAUUGCACAAGUGCUGCUUUGAGGAGUUUCUUUUCUCUAGUUUUGGUAUUACUGGGGGGCGUGGGGGGAGGUGGAUCUUCUGGAGAAUAUUGACUUUGUCAUAACUUAGCACCAACACCCUGACCCAUAACACAAAUACAAAGUAUUUCUAGUGAUGAGGGGUCACAAGACAGAAACUGGUUAUCUCGGUUUGGGAAAUCAGAUAAGGCAAAGCACAACAUGACCCUGGGGUGAGUUGCAGAGCCAGCAUCACUCACGUUCCACAGCAGCAUCAGGCCCUCGCCCUGGAGCCAACAACAGGCUGGGCCACUCACCCAGUGGGGUUUGGGGUGGUUUUUUGUGUGGUGCCAGGCAGCUGACGCCGUGGGUUUAGAAAUCCUGGGCUUUCUUUGCUGCCCCACAAGCUGCAGACGAGCACGUGCCGUGGAUGGUGAUGCUGCACGUGCUGGUGGGUCAUGCCUGGUGCUCGAGGGAUGCUGCAGCAUCCCCAGGGCUGCCAGGGGAUUUCCCAUGUCUUUCUGCUCCAAAAUCAUUUAUUAAAAAAUGAUCCAUCAGAUGUGCUUUUCAGAGGUUUCAGAGGCUUUACAACGUGUUGUUUAAAACAUUCUACCUCCACGUGUUCAGAUCUCCCUUCUCUUUUCUCUUUUUUUCUUCUCCUUUAUUCUGUUUUUUUCCAGAGGGAGCAGGUGAUCCAACCUGGCUGUUUCCCCUGCCAAGUAUCUUAAUCACUUCAUCUUAACUACUGAGACCCAAAGACAGCAUGGUAUCAUAGAAUGCUUUGAGUUGGAAGGGACCUUAAAGAUCAUUUGUUUCCAACUUCCCCCCUGCCAUGAGGGCUGAACUUGCCUUAUGAAAGCAGUAGAGUUCAGACACUGAAAAGCUAUUCCCAAAAUCCUCUUGCUCCCAGGGGUAUGACCUGCUGCUCUCCAGGGGAGCUGAGGUGUCUGCUCCACUGCUGCUCAGCCCUGGUCUCCUUGAGCUUCCUCAGCACUUUGCCAGGGAUUUAUCUUUUUGUGGAAGUCUGAGGAAGAUUUACUUCAUUAACAGGAUCAGGCACUUGUGACUAUUUUGGUUGUUGCUUUCCCUGUUGCUUCUGAGGGCUGUAACCAGGAAGUGGAAGAUGAAGCUGAAUGGUGGAAAACCCCUCUCACUGAAAACAGUGUUUAAAAAUAAGAAUAUUAAAAAAAAAAAAAAAGGAGAAAUUAAGAGAUCUGAAGGGAACUUACUCUGCUGGCUGUCCCUGCCUGUCAGGAAAGGAGACGUGGGCACUUCAUCUCCCACUCCUCAGAAGUGGCCAGGAGUGUGUCUGCUGGAAAUACGAAGUCAAAUUAAGGCCUUGCAACGGCCCUGAUUUAUAUUUAUGACUAAAAGGGGUUGUGCAGUGAGGAACUGCAUUGCAAGGGACCAAGUCUUCAGUUUUCCACCGAGAUCAGAGGACACUGGUUAGCAGAAGGCCAGGCUGGUGGAGCCACGUGUGCCAGGGUCAGGCAGAGCUUUUCAGGGGAAUUGGUAAGAGGAUGAACCUCUGGAAAAAUUAACCUUGCCUCAUAGCCUGGCUUUCCAAGAAUUCAUGCCUAGAAGCAAACAGUGGUCAAUUUUCCCAGUUUUUCUCAUUUUUGCUGGUUGUUUUAUCAAAUAAUGUAGGAAUUAGUGGAGGUGCCUGGUGUCUCUUAUUCCUGAUCUCCCUCUGCCCCAGAGCUGGAGCAGGGCUCCCUGGGUGCCUCUGUGUGUGUGUUCACGUGCAUCCAGCCCCAGUGAAACCAGCUUUGGCUCCUCCUGGUUGUGAAAUUGAGACGGGCACGAUUCAAACCCAGCCAAAAACCGAAACCCGGCUCCAGGUUGCAUCGUGAAUCCACGGCCAAUUUACUGAAACACGAGUUUCGGUUUUGGUGAAAGCUAAAUCUAUGACAGCUCUGCCUGGCUAUUGGAGUGAUUCAUUUGCUCCCCAGAGAAUUCAAAGCCAGAGCUGAUGGCAGCCAGCUCUCAGUUUCUCCUCUCUCAGGCUUCAUUUAUUGCCUGCGCUGUCAGCACGUUUCACCCUCGGGGGCAAACCCGGCUGCUGUGUGGGACAGUUGGAUUCAUCACCUGCUCCAGCCUGAGCCACAGCCUGGUUUUCUGUCAAAAGGCACUCAGGAGUAUGGUUUGGGGGUGAUCAUGGUUAUGGUUGGUGGUUGGACUGGGUGAUCUUGAUGGUUUCUUCCAGCCUGGAUGAUCCUGUGAAAUGUCCUGCCUGACCUUGGCUGUCACACCAGUGUUUAGCUCUUCCAAAAACAAGGGUGGGAGGAAUACAAGAGCUGGGUGAUGGGUAUGUGCAUCUCAGCAGGCCGUGGUCUGGCAUCUGCCACGAGCUGCCCAGAGCCCUGUGCUGGUCCUGACAGUGUUGGUGCUGCUGCUGUCGUUGCUCCUGUGACAGCCACAGCAGCACCAAAUGUGAAGGAUGUUCCUCUUCCCCUCUGAGAAUAAUUUGGAAAUCUGGAAAGCCAUGCCAUGCAAAGCUCUGGCUCUGGGGGGAUAUUUCACCACAAAGCAGCCCCUGUGGCUCCUGCACAGCAAAGUCUUUGCUCUGCUGUCGUGUCAGCCCUGGUAUCUCUGGCACAUGAUGUUCUGUCCUUUGGGAUUGUUGUUCUUUGUGAAUCUCCACGUGCUGCAGGCAGCCCCUGAUAGCCAACGCUGUUUUCUGUGACUGUUGAAUCACCAAAGCAAAGAACUUCAGCUUUAGUUUUCUAAAUAUUGACAAGUCUUCUCCCAAGACAAGCCUGUUGGUGAGGAACAGCCCCCCAGAGCUGCCUGCACAAGCUCUUCUGCUGGCCCCUUUCCAAGGGGCAAACUUGCUCUAUCCACAGUGUGACCCAGUGUCCACAGGAGCCUGGGAAUGCCUGGAACAAGUGGAGCAACCUGAUACCUGGUAAUGUGAAUUAUGAUUGCGGCGCUAAAUAUAAGAGAGGGGGGGAAAAAAAAAGUUUAAAAUUAGAAGCAGGCACAGCAAACAAAUGUAAAGUCUGCAGGGAAGAUGUUCAUGAGGGCUUCUCAUGGCUACGAAAAGUGGAAGUUUGAUUUGCUCAGAGCACUCUUCAUAUUCACUGAUCACAGCUCUCUCCCUGGGAAAGACCUCUCAGGAAAGUUUCGUUUCUUGGUGAAAUGUUGGUCCUCCCAACACGGGCACUUCUCAGGCAAGUCUUGACUGCACUUCAGCAGUUUCUGUACAUGGGUAUGGUGUGUUCUAAGAGCAGAGCCAUUGCUAAUAUAUCAGAUGGCCACAUCAAAAAGCUUCUGAAACCUCCUGGAAACUGCAAAAGCCUCAUUCAUUAAGCCUGUGUUUAAUCUCGUUGGCAGAUCUGAGUCUGAAAUACUCACACAUUUGGAGGCUGGUGCAAAUCCUGCCAUGGGGUGUUGGGCUUUACAUUGUUCUCUCCUGGGUCUUUCUGUUCACCUUCAAAGGCAGAGAAGUUCUUUUCAGGCAACUGUGCCUCAAUUUUUGCUGAAAUAACCAGUUUGCUUCACAUGGUGGGGAAAAAGAGUUAAAAACCAACAUGAAAAUUUCGCUCUCUGACUGGGAAAUCUUGCUGAAAUAAAUAGAUUCAAGCUGAGAGUAGGUUUAGAUGGGAUAUUAGGAAAAAAUCCUUCCCUGUGAGGGUGGGGAGGCCCUGGCACAGGUUGCCCAGAGAAGCUGUGGCUGCCCCAUCCCUGGAAGUGUCCAAGGCCAGGUUGGAUGGGGCUUGGAGCAACCUGGGCUGGUGGAAGGUGUCCCUGCCCAUGGCAGGGGGUGGAACAAGAUGAGCUUUAAGGUCCUUUCCAACCCAAACCCUUCCAUGAUUCCAUUAGUUGAUCACAAAAGUGUUGCAUGUACCUAAGCAGUGUCUUCUAAGCUUCUUGGAUGACUCCUGAGCUGUUGCAGUUUUGGGAUGAAAAUUUCCCAAGAGCAAUUUAAUUCUCCAGAGGGUCCCUGAACUGAGCAGGGGUUUGUUGAGCUGCCUUGAGCUGGUCCUUGGCAUCCCACAGCUCAUGAACUGCCCUGGUUUUGAGCACAGGGGCACUUCAUCUCCACUCACCUGGACGCAGAGGUGGCUGCUGAAAACCAAGUGCUGGAUAGUUAAAAAAAAAAAAAAGCUUCCAGGAGCUGCUCUUGAGCUGUAAUUAUUUAACUCUAAAGACAUGAAAUGUUCAUUUCCCUUUGGGGAAGAUGCCAUUUAUGAUAACCAAAAUAUGAGUUCAUGUUUUAUCGAAGCAGGGGAAACAAGUACCUAACCUUCAACACCCCCCACCCCGGUGACUAAAUCGAUGCUUUUCUGCGGAAGAGAUGUUGAUGUACAAGAUCCUCCACCACGCUUUUCCUCUUCCACAAAGAGCAAAGGAGAAAUGGUUGUUUCAUUGUUUCACUGAGGAUAUUUUCAUGUUGCUGUGGUUGGCAGGUAGGUGAGAGCCAGGUGAUUUGCUUCCAUCAGGACUUGGUCCAAUGCAUGCUGAUGGCUUUAAGUUGAAAGAGAGGAGGUUUAGAGUAGAUAUUGGGAAGAAAUUGCUCCCUGUGAGGGUGCUGAAGCCCUGGCACAGGUUGCCCAGAGAAGCUGGGGCUGCCCCAUCCCUGGAAGUGUCCAAGGCCAGGUUGGACAGGGCUUGGAGCAACCUGGGCUAGUGGAAGGUGUCUCUGCCCAUGGCAGGAGAUGGAACCAAGUGACCUUUAAGGUCCUUUCCAACCCAAACCAUUCUGUGAUCCCUGUUGAUGCCAUCCUGAGGGACACCCAGCCAGGUCUGUGGCAAGGCCCUGGACCCUGAUAAUACAACAUUUCCCUCCUGUUCCCAUAUCACCCCCAAACCUCCCCUGCACCUGCCUGGCAGUCUUUAACCCACAACUCUUUCUUGCCUGCUGGCACUCAGCUGACCCAUUUUGAGCUCCAGUUCAGUUACCAAAAGGAAAAAAAAAAAUAAAAAGAAAUCCCUUUUUGUCAUCUACCAUUUACAUAAUGAAGUAAGAACUCAUUGCCUCUUCCCUUGUUUCUUCAUCCAGGCUGGGUGUGCACCGGGCUCCUGGGAAUGCUGCUGCCACUUCCUCUGCUCCAAGCAAAACUUUUGCUGGAAUUACAGGCAACAGCUGGGAACUGGGGGAGGAAGGGAGGGAUUGACAGCCUUGUGCUUUCACAGAUCCCUCCAACACCUCAGCAAGGGCAAAUGCAACCUGCUGCAGAUUUGGACCUGCCCUUUGGAUGAUUUACAGGGCGAAGGCGCAGCGGGAGGGAGGCACGUUGGGUGCAUUUGGGGCAGUUUCAGCAACGCUCUGUGCAAUACUAUGACUAGCCUGGGCAUAAAAUCCAUUUGCCUAGUCUUUCCUGGUGAUGGAUAUAUGUUUGGUUAUCAAUAAAUUAGUCACUCAGCAAAACUGUACAGAACAGCCCUGGCCCACAGGCAGUGGCACAAGAUACACCUGCAUUGCAAGAGGUGCACGCUGGGGCUGCUGCUCUCAGUGGGAACCUUCUCUGGAGGUUGGCUGUGGGAUUAAAGAGGUGAUUUUACCACCUCCAUGCCCUCUAAGUCCACCUGACCAUCCUUCCUGGGCACAGAUAGUCCAAGAAGUUUUUUUAACUGCUCCUUUUUGUUUGUAGAAUGAGCCUGGCUCUCUCCAGAGGGGUUACAGGAACAACCAAACCAGCCUCGGAGCCAACAGCCCGGUGAACCAGCCUGGGGUUUGCACCAGUAGUGCCACUUUCAUGUGACAACAUGCCCCAGCUGGCAAACCCUGGCUCCCUGGGGGCAGCCUGGAUCUGAAAUGUUGGUGGGAGAAUGUAUCUGCUCUGCUGGAGGACCUCGCCUGCAUCAGUUUUGCUCAGCAGCGAAAUCUUGGGGUGGGAUAAUCAUGGGCUUGUUAUUUUGCUGUUGGGCUGGUGGAUUUUGAGAAGCUGGAGUGAAAUUUCUGUUCCUCUGUAGGGUGACACCUUUGGACUGUGCAUAAUGAUCACCAAAGUCACCUGUGACCCUGGAGACCAAGAGAUUUCUGCCACCAAGGUGGGAGCUGUGCCAUCCAAAAUCCCUGACCUUGUGUACCUGUGCUCCAGGGACACACGGUGCAGAUAAGUGUCCACCCACCUGAGGAGCGAGCCUGGAAGCAGAAUUCCCUGAGCCUGGCAGGGGAAGGCCAGGACAAUGAUGGAGAAAGGUCUGGACAACUUCCUGAGUCACAGCUCUUCUACCAGAGCACCUUGUCCAGUGCCAGAAGCCCUGGGGUGUUCGGACCAUGGGGUGAUGCCACUCAACUUCCCACAACUUCCCACAUCCCAAGACCUCUGUGACAAGCCAGGAAGGGGCCCUCUCCAGGAAUCACUUGGUAGCAUUGGCUCCAUGCUGGGGAAGCCCCCGAGCUUGGCAUUUUCGGGAUGCAACACCCAUGAUGGUCCCUCCUUUUGGUCACAUCCUUCUUCCCGAAUGAAAAAUGACACAGCAAUGCCAGGAGUUCCCGCCUCUGUAGGUGAGGAAAACACCUGGGGGGGAGAGAGAGCUGGUCCCUUUCCCCUGCUCAUUAAUUCAGCAAAUUACAAAGGGAAAUACAUGCCGGGAAAAGCAAGAAAAAUCCCAAAAGUUAAUCCAAGAGUUAUUUCCUCCUGGUACCGGGAUAAAAACGUGUUCUUCGGAGCUCUCCAGGUCAGACAUCAUCCAGACAGGUGAACCCACACCAAAGAACAAGGUAAAACACUGAUUUUUAUCCUUUUGCUCUAUGUGCUCGUGGGUAUUUCCUUGUAUUCCUAUAAGGUGUCUCUAAAAUAGUUUUUUCCUUAAUAACCUUAAUUUUCAGUGCUAGUAGAACUUGUGUUUGACUUCUGUUAUUCCUGAGGGAAAGCGUUUUCCUUUGGGAAUCAGAGUUUGGAACCUGCUGCUUUCAGUCACAGUUACCUCCUGCUGCUUCUGAGUUAGUAGACAUUUAAAAAUUUAAUGUAUAUCCAUAUUUAUUUCUCCCAUGAAAUAUUUUUCAGAAGAGCUAUGUCUAUUUACGUGCAAUUCUUUUACUUGCCUUUUAUUUAUUUUUCCUCAUUUUCUUUUGGGCUCUUCUGUUAAAUAUUUGAUUUUGUUUGAUUUUUUUUUUCCUCUUGCUGAUGAAGAGUAAAAAAAAAAAAUGACUAAGAGAUGCUACCCAGUGUGGUUUUUUAAAUAGAGAUGUACUUUACAAGUGCUAUAUAAAAUGUUUAUAUUUUCAUGUGCAUCACAAUUGUGUUAUUUAGCAAAGAUAACGAGUCAGUGCUGUUUUCCUUGAGCAGCUGAAAUGAAGGGAUCCCACUUGUUCCUCUGCCUCUUCUCCAUGUGCUGCUGGGUGGAUUUGAUGCCCACAGCUGGGAACAAAAUCCUGCACUUUGGAGCCUGCAGGGUUUCCAUGAGCAUGACUGAGAUCAGGGCUGGUUUCACAGCAAUUAAAGCCAACAUUCAAGCAAGAGACCCCAUCCGGACCCUGAGCAUCUUGUCCCAUCCACACUCCCUGCACAAGGUUAACUCUUCAGAUAGGUGCUGCAUCACCCACCACCUCUUCAACUUCUACGUGGACAAAGUUUUCAAGCACUGCAAGACCGAGGAUUCGUACGUGAACCGAAAAAUCAGCAGCAUCGCCAACUCCUUCCUCAGCAUGAAGAGGAAGCUGGAGCAGUGUCAUGAGCAAAAUCAGUGCCUGUGUGGGCAGGAAUCCACUGAGAAAUUUAAGCAAAUACUUGCAAACUAUGAAGGGCUGAAUGUCACAAAUGCAGCAAUGAAAUCCCUGGGUGAGCUGGACAUCCUGUUAGACUGGAUGGAGAAAUCUCCUUAGGGAGCAGGAGGCAUCAACAACCCACCACGGCCGGGGCUGACGGAGCUGCUGGGACCUUGCACACCCCAGUGAUGAGAGGGACAAAAAUGCCCUGUAUCAGUGCAGCCCCUCACUGAUUCCAGCUGGGUUCAGUCAAACAGAGUGCUUUGCUAGCCAGGCACAUCAGUCAAGGCACCAACAGAGUCUUCAUUAAGAUGGAAAUAACGAGUUUGAUUAAAUCAGUGCUGCCCUUGCUUUGCUGGCUUCUAUCAAAGGAUGCUCCAAGGGAAAGAGCUCAAAGGGUUUCUCUUGCUAGCAGACAUAAGCUGUGACCAUGUAAUAAAAUUGUUGUUUAAGUUAUAAAUUUUCUGUGUAGGGAGUGUAUAUUCAGAUAGGAAAUGUGUAUUCAUGAGUGCUGAGUGCUGGCUGGAAGGACUCUGGUGCAGCUUAAACCUGGGCUCAGUCUCACAGGGCUGCUGCCACUGAUGGAUGUGGCUGAAACAAGGUGCACAGUGUGAGAAAUGCUUCCAAGAAUAGGUCCUAGAAGGUGUGUGAGGCCUCAGAGAUCUGUCUGUCCUUUUGAGAUGAUAUUUUCUGCCUUAUCAGUAAAAAAGUUUCUGUGCAAGAUAUGUGGUUGCUGAAUAGAAAAAGGCUCCUGUGUGUGUUGUGCAAUUUACUGACACUCAGUAGUGAGUUUUGUGGAAAUUGGUUGCAAUGACUGUAAAUAAACCCCACUCGAAACUGUGCUGAGUCUGUCAGAAUUCUGAGGAAUUAUAUGAUUCUUGCUGGUGAAACUUUCUGAACUCACUGAGCAGUUG
Molecule: messenger RNA, 11751 nt
Organism: Pseudopipra pipra
Lineage: Eukaryota; Metazoa; Chordata; Aves; Passeriformes; Pipridae
Product: interleukin-20-like
Exons: 9
Coding region: 10424-10954 (176 amino acids)
Source: RefSeq, a predicted model, not a curated record